UCUGGAGUUCUGAAAGUAGAGUUGAAAAAGGCAAUCCAAAAGGCACUCUUAAGUGCCUUCGUGGGCGUAGGCUCUAUAUACGUAUGGUCACUUCAGACGUUCAACAUUAUCGCACCAUCGGGCAGGGGGUCCCUGUUGCCAGUCCGCCGAUAUACGAGAAAAGCCAGCCAUAGUGGCAAAGCGCUGGCUGCAUCAGCCUGGAUAUGGAAAUGGAUAAACGCGGUCUGGGGUGCUCAUUGGACGUGUUGAAUCGGAACAUCUCGACUCUUGACAUGGAUUUCAAUCCCUUAGCCAAUAAGAUUACAUUCCACUUUCCCGGCGCUUAAGGUGCAAUAGGCUGUGCAACAGAGAAUCAUCCGGGAUCACCCAUUGAAUUUUGGUACUAUAUCCGUAUUUUGCCCUUAUUUAGCAAGCUGAUUAUCCAGGAGUUCAACGGUGGACCGAGGGCUUAAACUGCAGCUACUAUUCUCAUCCUGUUCUCUCCUCUUUCCCUAAACCCGGAGUGAUUGCUUUGGAACGAUCUUAAGGCUUUAUACUUGGUGUCGGAUAUGGGCCGCAAGAAGAACUCCGCGCGAAAAAACAAAGAGCCGCAAUGGGACGAGAUAGACAAACACCAGCUCAUCGGUUGCUUAGACCACCUCCUGUAUGACAGAGAAAUAACGGACAGUAGGGUCAUACGGGAAGAGAUCAAGUUGUGUCUCCAACGUUCACGCGGUAAAAAUUUCGCCAUUGGCAGAAUCUCAGAGAAACUGCAGGAAAUUCAGAACGAGCACUCCCACGGAAUCCGGCGGGGAACACUUCUCACAAGAGGGAGUAAGGUUUUGAAAGAUAUAGACCAUGAAGAAGUGAAGAGAUUUGCGGGAGAGCUGAAGAGCCAGCAUACUGCCUCAAUUCUCCAGUCUGAUGGCCGUCGUCUCCGGAACACCCCUAAACGGGCAGAACUGCGUGCACAUCUGAGGCCCCAUGCAAACAUCGUGACUCGAAGCAUGUCUGCUGUGCGAUCGAUGUCCGAAACUCCCACACCAAAUAAGGUUAAGCGGAAACGCAGCACUAAGACUGAAAAGAGCGAAAGGCCAUACGCCGAAACACAGCUGGCCCUGGGAGAGAAGGCUCCCCCAGAAAAAGCCACCCAACUACCCAUCACGCGCGGAAGAAGUGCAUACCAAGUCCUCGGAGCACGCCUUCACAGGGAGCUAUCUGUACCAGAUAGCCAAGAAGCCUACAGCACAACUGAGAAUGGCCGGAGUCCACAAAGUAGAAAUGUUGACAGCCGCCGAGAGCUAGAGCAUGAGUAUAAAAUGGAACUAAUGCGGCUUCAAAAGGAGCUCAACGCUAUGCAAGUGAAACUAGCGGACGCAAAGAAGCUGCGCGAUGCAGCUCUCGGAAAUUUAGCAACAACCCGAGAGAAACAUGACGAAGCAGUCCAAAAGAUAAAGGCGCUAAAGUGCACGAUAGCUGAGAUAGACCCAAAGCGAGGAAACAUCGCUAACAAGGUAGUGUACCAAGAAGAGAGGAUACUCGCUCUGGAGCGUGCGCUUCAACAGACACGAAUGUCCGCCUCUUUCGCAGGGCUGCUCGCGCAAAGUGAUUACAGUCCCCCAGCAAGUAUUGUUGAGGAGCUCAUGCAAGAAAUUGAAGGUGAAAUGCGACAAAUUUUAUUUGCUUUUGAUGCCUGCCCAAAAAUGCAUUUAAUCAACCUGGAGAACAGGGUUGAAUCAAGGACUCUUUUGGCCCGAAGUCUUGAUGUGGAUUGUAGCCAAAUGGGCUCUCCCGGAAAGUUGCCUGUCGACCUGCAAUAUCUCGGUCUGAGAACUAUUGUUCAUGCGAUUACUGCUGCCGCACUGUGUGAUUGGGUAUUUGGGCAUGAUUUUGAACACCCUCCGCUCUUGCUCGACAUGUAUCGACACCAUCUAUUGCUAAUGGGCACGCAGUCAUCGGUGCAAAAUCUAGACCUUGUUGCUCACAAGAGUCUCUUUGAAAGUAAAGAAUAUCAAGAAGUCAUUAUUCCUCUGCGGGCAGAGCAUCUAGCAGACCACCUGGCUACGGCGCUCUCUCCGUUUUCCAAUGGCGAAUCUGGGGACUGGGAACUAGACAACCAUAAAAAAAAAGACUUGAUGGAUUGUUUGACAGACAUAUUUGAAUUGGCUCUGAAGCUUAAAGUACAUCUUUUACCCAGCGGCAAGCAAUAUUUUUGCCUACUCUACCCUCCUGGGUCAAAAUUUGACCCAAAGGCUAUGGUGCCUGAAAGCAGACAUGGGGAUCGGGCUAUUCCAUAUCCUGAUGAAUUAUCGGAGAUCGAAGUAUGCGUUUUGCCAGCAAUAUAUGCCCGCAGGAAGGAUGAUGGAGGGUUCAUCAGUUAUCAGUUCACAGUUCAAAACAGCAUGGGCCUUGAAGCAGAUGUUUGCCUGCUUCGAAAGGCGGUUGUGGUUGUGAGAUAUAACUGA
Coccidioides immitis RS is the source of this 2444-nucleotide messenger RNA. RefSeq lists its product as uncharacterized. The record is from RefSeq and is a predicted model, not a curated record. The transcript has 4 exons. The coding region runs from base 549 to 2444 and encodes 631 amino acids. NCBI's taxonomy places the organism in Eukaryota, Fungi, Ascomycota, Eurotiomycetes, Onygenales, Onygenaceae.